This is a messenger RNA of Girardinichthys multiradiatus, 2622 nucleotides long. Its product is annotated as peptidyl-prolyl cis-trans isomerase FKBP14-like. Gene Ontology annotation, molecular function: peptidyl-prolyl cis-trans isomerase activity; calcium ion binding. Bases 221 to 886 code for a protein of 221 amino acids. Lineage: Eukaryota; Metazoa; Chordata; Actinopteri; Cyprinodontiformes; Goodeidae. The record is from RefSeq and is a predicted model, not a curated record. The transcript is spliced from 5 exons.
AAGCAUGGAUGUAUUGGGCUAAAGUUAAUAAAUUGGUCAAAUCAGUAAAGACUUGUUCUUCACAUUAGAGUCAGAAGAGGGCAGAGUUUGUGUGGAGAGCAGCCAAUCAGAAGAAAGAGCCCUGCAGCAGCUUGCAUGGUGAAGCUUCACUGCCACGUAGAGGAAACUGCCACUGCUUGAUGUUUUCUGCUGAGGUUUACCUGAAGUUCAGUGUGUGAGCAUGUUCCUGAUCGUGCUGAGUCUGUUCGGCUCCCCCAUGCUGGCGUUCGCCAGCCGCGGGAAGCUGGCCGAAGCUGACGUGACCAUAGAGGUUCUGCACAGGCCGUUCAUCUGUCACCGAAAGUCCAAGUACGGAGACAUGCUACUGGUGCAUCAUGACGGGUACUUUGAGAACGGGACCAUGUUUUACUCCAGUCGAAGGCAAAGUGAGCAAGCGAUGUGGUUCACGUUGGGGAUCAGGGAAGUAAUCAAAGGCUGGGAUCUAGGUCUGCAGGACAUGUGUUCAGGAGAGAAGAGGAAACUGGUAAUACCUCCAGUUCUGGCCUAUGGGGAAGAAGGGAAAGCAUGGAGCAUGCAGACAAUGCUGUGCUUUUCGUCUGGUAAAAUCCCACCUGAGAGCACUUUGACCUUCUUGGUUGAAUUGCUUGAAAUCAGAAAUGGUCCGAGGUCAUACGAGUCCUUCCAGGAGAUGGACCUCAAUGACGACUGGAGGCUUUCCAAAUAUGAGGUAAAAGAAUAUCUGAAGAAGGAGUAUGCACGCUAUGGCUACCCGCCCAAUGACACUUUACAUGAGAACAUGGCAGCGGAUAUCUUUGCCAAAGAGGACAAGAACAAGGAUGGCUUCAUAUCUUCCAGAGAGUUCACGUACAAACGCGAUGAACUGUAACAUCAUGGCUGGAAAUGCUGUGGUGUUUUGCUUCAAUACAGAGACGCUCAAGUUAUCUAAAGUAUGCUUGUGUGGAAUCUGUAAAAACUGAUUGUGUCAUACAUUUUAAGCAGACUUUGAUUUUUUUUUUAGUUUUUCUACUGCUGAGGCCCAGCCAUUGGAUGAAACAAGGAAUAAAGUACACACAGAGAACAAAAGAGACUGGUAAAAACUCUGAAUCCUUGAAUGCACAAUAUUAAGCCAUUCUUGUGCACUGCUCCCAGUAAGGAAGAGUUCCAAACAGCUGUUUUCCCACUUUACGUCAUAGAGCUACAAAACUAUCUGCGCAGCAGCAUUUCUUCUCUUUGCCUGCAGCUCUCCACAAGCCGCAUCGGAGAGGCGCGGGAACGUCUUGAUCUUGCUGCCCCGGUCUAGAUCCUCAGUCACAAAGGUCAAGGCCAUGGCCAAACCAAACCUAUUGUUGCAAAACACAACCUAAACCCCUGCUACAGCAAAUUUACAAUAAAUGUGUUUGAGAUUUUAAAAACCAAGAAGAGCAAAGAAAGGAAAUCUUUUGGCUUUCUUUUAAACACAUAAGAUAAUUGAAGACAGACAUUUCUGUUCAGAAGUUUGCAUCUGCUCAUCAGCAGCAUGAAUGUUCUGUCAAUUUUGGGCUUUAAUGAUCAGUAGAAUAAUUAUACAACUUCAAUGAUUCCUGAAAACAAGAACUGGAUGUGGAGGUUUACAUUUAUUGUGGAUUUUGUUUAUUCAAAAAAUCUCAAAACUUGCAUACGGCUUCAAAAAUAUACAUUCACCCCCACUAGUAGGGGGUUAGAUUUCCCCAAAGUUGCAGAGAAGCCAUGUGCUCUUUGUGGACUUUAACAAUAUCCUGGCAAAAUUGUGUAGCUGAAUAUUUUACCACAACCCUUCUAUCAAAACUGCUUGUUUUAAAAAAUAUAUACUUCUUCUUUUUAAUGGAUCUGGCUUUUUAAGCACAUUUUUCAUUAUGGAAAAGGUCGGUACAAUUCCAGAGGCUUCAUGGUCCUGCUGCAACACCCAGUAGUGUCAAAGUUUCAACCAACCAUGUAAAUGUUGAUUUGAAUCCGUUUUCUUUAUUCCACAAAUUUUGUGCAAUGUGGUACUGGGUUGUUUUAGGACCACUGGCAGCAAAACAGAGCCUCAGCAGAAUACUAACUCUGCUGUUUUGGUCACUGUAGCCAAAUAAUCAAAUGUUUGUAUCAUCUGACCAUAAAGUUUUUCUUCAGAAGUCAGUUUUGCAUGUGUGCAGCUAUGAAUUUGAUAAGAGCUUAAGGUUGUUGAUUUCAGAGCAGGAGAUUCUUUUUUUUUUUGUGGCCAAGACCGUCUCAGUCCAUGGGAAGAUAAAACUGGCUUUACUGUGGACAGCGACACCGGUGUUCUCACAUCUUCUAGUUUAUGAUAGGCUUGGUCCUCAGUGGCUCCUGGGUUGUUCCUGAACAUCCUAACCAAUUUCUUUGUUGAGAUUUAUGAUCAGCUUGUUGAGACUGUGUUGCUUAAAUUUAUCUGCCUGUAGAAAUGGUCUUUUGUUUGUUUUUUCUUCUUUUUUUUUACCAUCACAUGUUUAUAACAAUCAUUUUCGAAAUUAAUUUUGAAAGAAAAUUUUAAACUCCCAAAAAGGUUAUUGCAAUCUCGCAAAAUCAUCUUGAAUUUGCUUUUAAACUGGAAAACGUGUUAGAUCUGUAUUCUGUAUUUUGCAUUAAAAUAUUUUAAAGAUUUUA